AUGCUCGAUUCCCUCCAUAGAUCUUCCAUGGUUUGUACGAAAAGAUUCAAGCUUCUGACAGGAGGUACAUACAGAGUCAACGGCACCGCUGAGAAAGCUACUGCGAAGAACAAGUGCAGCAUCCUGAUUAAUUUUUAUAGAGAGAAAGAAAGAGGGAGAGAGAAACAGCGAUGGUUGAUGAUGGGAAUCUUGAUUUGUUUUUUUUUUUGGGUGAUUUUUGAUACCGAUGGCGAAGAUGAUGAAGUCAUCUACACCACUAUCAAUUUGGGAUUUGCAAGUAAAGAGGCUUUGAUUUCGGAUUCAAACCGGUCGAUUGACACCAGAAGGAAGCACACCCAAAAUGUAACUGUGGUUUAUCAUUUAAGCACACCUAACCCAACCAGACACAGCGUCGUAAGAGGGCAUGGAUGGCGACCGGCCUAACAGACCACACUUGGUGUUUAGGAAGACACGGAAGAAAAGUCUAGAUCAUCGCCACCACCAAUCUCAUCCACCACCGAUAGGUAUGAAGAUGACAGGGGAAGUAGGAGGAUUCGAAGUAAGUGGAAUGACAUCUCUCUUUUGCUUUAAAAAUUUUCACCUUCACACUUCACCGGACCUUCAAGUUGUGGUUGUCUGACAACUUUCUUCACUACUAUUUUUUUUGUUAAAUGUUUUGUAAUUAUUGAUCACGGGAUCACUAUAUCAAUGGAAUCUAAUCGCUAUACCUGUAAUCAAGCAAUCAUGUACAAUCCCCACAUGUUUGCAAAUAUGCCUCAUCGGGAUUUUGUUCAGUGCCCACGUCAUAUUGGAGAAACAAAAAGAGAAUUUAAAAAACAACUAAAGAUGAUCGAUGUUGUCAUUGAAGUAUAAGAUGAUGGAUUCAUGGAUCGGUAGUUGAAAUUUUUUUUGGUAUUGAACACAAGGUUAUGGGUGAUAGAGAAGAACAAGGAGUCGUAAACAUGGAAUUUGAAGGAUUCUAUCCGUCAGGCAGGCAAGCAUGAUAUUUGGGUUCUACAGCUUCAUCUCAACCCCAAUGGUUAUAGUGACAAUUUGGUAAUACUCUUACAAUCUCAACACACAGACGAGCUACAAAAAAAGGAAAGCACAUUGUUGUUAUUUACAUUAUAUUAUGUUAUAUAUUAUCCAAAGGAGUGGUCUAAAAUGCAAAUUCAUGGUUUUACAAAGUUAUAAGCUAAAGUUACCAAAUUGCACAUAGUGAUCAUUACAAACACUUGAUUCUACAGAAUUUGGCUACACCAACAAAAGAGUAUUUUAGACAUUUAAGUUAUCUUUGCAGACCAACACUAUAAAGUGGUCUAUUUAAUCCAUGAGAACACUAAAGAGGAAAUUAAGAAAGUAAAUCUUAAAAUUCAAAGUGAUCUUCCGUUCCAUUCCUAC
Molecule: messenger RNA, 1380 nt
Organism: Lactuca saligna
Lineage: Eukaryota; Viridiplantae; Streptophyta; Magnoliopsida; Asterales; Asteraceae
Source: the annotation of a GenBank genome assembly